This is a messenger RNA of Platichthys flesus (European flounder), 3102 nucleotides long. Its product is annotated as transmembrane protein 233. Gene Ontology annotation, cellular component: membrane. The transcript is spliced from 3 exons. Lineage: Eukaryota; Metazoa; Chordata; Actinopteri; Pleuronectiformes; Pleuronectidae. The coding region runs from base 805 to 1137 and encodes 110 amino acids. The record is from RefSeq and is a predicted model, not a curated record.
AAGUGACCCUAAAGCUUCUCGACCCCCACCCGGCGGUUGGCUGCUUUUUAUGAAAAAAUAAAUCUCAGCUCCUCCAUGUUGAUGGGUGGGACAUGGGUCAAAAAAGUAAGUUUAGUUAUAGUUAGUUAUUUGAUACUUUGAUGCUAAAUGAAACGUCCUGAUUGACAGCUGAGACUGACUCAUGAUUGGUCGUGUGCGUGAAUUGGCAGGGCCUGGAUACGUCUUCAUCCCCUGAUCACCUGUGUGCAGACCUGUGGCUCAAAAUACAACAGAUGCCAUUGUCCUCAUCUGGGAUACUUUCUGGACAGUGGGAGGAAGUAGUGACAUGUCGUCCAUCUUUAUACACAGUUUAUGGUACAGACACUCACAUUCUCUGUAUGAGUUAGGUGAUGAACGAGAUUCAUUCCCAGCUAAAGAGUACGUGAUUAAGUGUGUUCACAACAUGAAUACCUGUACACAGCUCUGAAUAGUUCAGAGGCACCAUAUCCAUGUAUCCACGUGUCGCAGUGGUAAACAGAACAGGACUCUGGAAGGAGGCCAGUAGGGUGAGUGAUCCUCUCCCACCUCACGCCUGCUCCCCUCUCUGCUCACAGACUUCACUUCCUUACGGCUUUGAGAGAGCACUAGAACAAGUACUUAACAGAGCAGACUUAUCAACCAGCCUUUUCAACUUCUGGAUUCAAACAUUUUAUAGUUAAAAGUUGGAUUUCUGUUCUUUCAGGUUCUGCUUAUUUGUAAAGUUCAUCCUUUUUAGAUUUGGGUGUUUUUCCACCUCCUGACUGGGCUUCGUUGUGGUCAGGUACGAUGGCUCUCAAAGUCCUCAAUCCACAGGUGAAAAGUUCCCUGAGUGGGAGCAUGUUUUUGGACCAUGGCUUUAUAGAGGAGCAGAAGCCUCCACCUCCACUCCGCAGCUACCUUUGCCUGACUAUUUUCACCUGCUUCUGUCCUGCAUACCCUGUCAACAUUGUGGCCCUGGUCUUCUCUAUCAUGUCUAGGAACAGUUAUUACCAUGGCGACUAUGACGGGUCCAGGCAACUGGGCAAGAACGCUCUUUAUGUCGCUGUCGCCUCGGUUAUCAUCGGCCUGCUCAUCAUCGCCAUCUCCUGCAUUGUUCAUUUGACCACAAUGGAUUUUUAGCACUGUGUAAAGACAAGUUGACACAGGUCUCACAAUCUGCCAAUGAAAGGACUUGACUUUACUUCGAUGUGUAAAUCCCCUCCACUCAUGUUUCCUGUUGUGCACAUGGACGAACAAUACAUCACGUCACUAAUUAAUGCUGCUUUAGACUAAAAAGGCAGCUUCAUCAUCAUCAUCAUCUUGAAGGAUAAUAUUUAAAAAACUGUUAUUGUUGUUACAAAUAUUUAGUUAUUUUAUUUUGUGAUAUGUUUCAAAUAAAUUAUUAUAUUUUAAUGGUAUGACCUUAAGAACUUUUGUCACUUAAAAACAUUUCUGGAAAACUGAAGUUUGCUUGUAGGAACACAAACUUCUCUUUUCUUUAUCUUUUUUCCGAUUCUUGUGAUAACAUACAAAAUAUUUUAUAUUGGAAGAUUAAUAAAAGAGUAUUAUAUAAUAUAGAGUAAUAAUAGUAGUUUCAUUGUGUUAAUUAUUCCUCUGAGUAAAGCUCUGAUUUGGACUAACAUGUCACGAAUUCUGCUUCAAAGCUCUUAUAAUAAUAAUAUGGACAAACCAAAAGAUCAUAUUACCCCUUGUUCAGAUUCAUUUCACCUGUAAGAUCCUCACCUCGUAAGGUUGAAUUUCUUUCAGUGUUUCAUUUUGAAUUUAUUGAAUGUUUUAAAAUAAUGUCAUCAAUGUCUUAUUCUAAUGUCUUAUUUUUAAUGUAUUUAAUUUCUUAUCUUAAUGUCUUCAGUGUCUUACUUUGAAUGUCUCUAACGUCCUAUUGUCAUGUCUUCAGUGUUUCAUUUUUAAUUUAUUGAAUGUCUAAUUUUUCAUGCACUGAAUGUCUUAUUUUGAAUGCCUUUUCUUUUUUUUAAACUGCCUUUGUAAAGCCCUUUGAACUGCCUCGAGUCCAUACAGACAAACCUCCCUUGUCUUAUUUGAUGUGGGAUUUAAUAAACUUUGUAAUGAGUUCCAAUUAGUUUGAUAUAUUUCACUGUCCUCUUCUUGAUCCUCGAGCUCCAACCUGCUCUGCUGGGAAAUGUUCCUGUAGUUUGAUAUCGUCACAGUAUAUCCCAAACUAAAUAUAGCAGAGUUCCCAUCUGCAUUGCAGGUUUGCCCAGUUUGUCACAUGGUCAAGUAAAUCUGACCCGGUUGCAAGGCUACUGAAACAUACAGAAAGUGUCACAAAAGGUGAGAGCAGGUGAUGAUUCAGGAAGAAGGACGGUUCUGAUCCUGUGUGAACAUUUGAUUUCAUCUCAUCCUGUAACUCAGGUUUUUCUAUCGUUGCUUAUUGAUGAAAGCGUUUUCAGCCUUUGAUCUCUCCCUGUUGUGACCCCGGGUUUCCAGGACCCUAUGGGCGAACAAAUGACAAAAGACACACGUUUUACAAUAAACAACAAAAAUUUACUUCUCACGUCUUCCUGUCAGUUUUCAGUUCACAGGUGUAAUUCUGAUGCAAGAGGCCGUCUGCCAAGUCUCAGCAGUUGUUAUAAGGCACUUAGACAAAUUCGAUUUGAGCGGUAAUCUUGUACGAUUAUCUCGCUUUACUUGAAAGAGAAAUGCAGUGUGCUUGUAGUCCCACCUCUCUGAUGUCGCAUCAAAGCGAAACUCAAGAGAGGCAGACGCAAAAUAAAACGAGUGCAGGGUGUAGGCGACUUGAAAGCACUCCUCAGGAUUAUCAAGGGAUGGAGGUAGACUUUGUGACAGGGAAGUGAUUACCACACAGUGUAAUGAAGAAACUCCUACACAAACAAAAUCAAUCUGGUUAAUUCUUUGUGUUUCAUGCCACAUUAAAGGCCGAUUUGGACCUGUUGCUAGUUGUGGUGCGUUUGGGGAGCACUCCAUGAAUCACAUGAAGAGCUCAUAAACAGGACACUCGAACCGGCUGCUUCCAUUAGCAGCAGAGAGACGCUCCGUGCACACGUAUCUCAUGACACAUUCCUGCCAGCUAGCAGCAGUUUGAUCCAACCUGAAUUAAUGAAAGAG